AGGAGGGGUCCCUUUUGCAAGACGUGCUCACCCGCGAUAGCAGCACUCCCUGGGUGUUGUGUGCACCUUGGGGGAAGGACCUUGCAGACUGAAAGGAACAAAUUCUUCCUUGGGAAGUGGACGGCCGGCUUUUCGCUACUUCUUCAUAGACAUAAAAAAUCAGUAUUUGUUUGGAAACGAAGCAUCACUUAAAAUCCUCUCCAACUCCUAAUUCCAAGGAAUUGAUAACAUUCUCUGAUCAAGAAGAGAAGUGACUGACAGCUGUUAAAAGUAUUCUGGCACUGGUCCCGUUUUUUCCCUCCCUACAUUUGAAGAAACAUGGAGAAAUGGUACUUGAUGACAACUGUGGUCUUAAUAGGACUAACAGUACGGUGGACAGUAUCUCUUAAUUCUUACUCAGGUGCUGGAAAAACCCCUAUGUUUGGUGAUUAUGAAGCUCAGAGACACUGGCAAGAAAUCACUUUUAACUUACCAAUCAAACAAUGGUAUUUUAACAGCAGUGAUAACAAUUUACUAUAUUGGGGAUUGGAUUAUCCACCUCUUACAGCUUAUCAUAGUCUUUUAUGUGCAUAUGUGGCAAAGGUUAUAAAUCCAGAUUGGAUUGCUCUCCAUACCUCACGUGGAUAUGAGAGUCAGGCACACAAGCUCUUCAUGCGUGCAACAGUGUUAAUUGCUGAUUUGCUGAUUUACAUACCUGCAGUGGUUUUGUACUGUUGUUGUUUAAAAGAAAUGUCAACUAAGAAAAAGGUUGCUAAUGCAUUAUGCAUAUUGCUGUAUCCAGGCCUUAUUCUUAUUGACUAUGGACAUUUUCAAUAUAAUUCUGUGAGUCUUGGCUUUGCUCUGUGGGGUGUUCUUGGAGUAUCUUGUCACUGGGACCUGCUAGGAUCACUGGCAUUUUGUUUAGCUAUAAAUUACAAACAGAUGGAACUUUACCAUUCCUUGCCCUUUUUUUGUUUUCUACUUGGCAAGUGUUUUAAAAAAGGCCUCAAAGGAAAAGGGUUUGUGCUGUUGGUUAAGCUGGCGUGCACUGUUGUGGCUUCCUUCGUGCUCUGCUGGCUGCCGUUUGUUACAGAAAAGGAGCAAACCCUGCAGGUUCUAAGGAGGCUCUUCCCAGUGGAUCGUGGAUUAUUUGAGGAUAAAGUAGCCAAUAUUUGGUGUAGCCUAAGUAUCUUUCUGAAGAUCAAGAAUAUUUUGCCACAUCACACCCAGAUAAAAAUCAGUUUUUGUUUUACAUUUUUGAGCCUGCUUCCUGCAUGUAUAAAAUUAAUACUUCAGCCCUCUCCCAAAGGAUUCAGAUAUACUCUGGUUACCUGUGCACUAUCAUUCUUUUUAUUUUCUUUCCAAGUACAUGAAAAGUCCAUUCUCUUAGUAUCAUUACCUGUCUGCUUAGUUUUGAAUGAAAUUCCUUUUAUGUCUACUUGGUUUUUACUUGUGUCGACAUUUAGUAUGCUACCUCUUCUACUGAAGGAUGACCUCCUAAUGCCCACAGUUGUGACAGUGGUGGCAUUUUUUAUAGCUUGUGCAACGUCCUUUUCAAUAUUUGAAAAGACUUCAGAAGAAGAACUGCAGUUGAAAUCCUUUUCCGUUUCUGUUAGGAAAUACCUUCCAUGUUUUACAUUUCUUCCCAGAGUUAUCCAACGUUUGUUUCUUAUGUCAACAAUCACUAUGGUCCUUCUGACAUUAAUGACUGUAACGCUGGAUCCUCCUCAGAAGUUCCCGGACUUAUUUCCUGUUUUGGUGUGUUUCGUGUCCUGCUUGAAAUUCCUGUUCUUCUUGGUUUACUUUAACAUUAUAAUCAUGUGGGAUUCCAAAAGUGGAAGAAAUCAGAAGAAAACCGACUAGCUCUAUCUCCAGACAAAUGUGGAAAUGUUAACAGUGCUAAAAAGUUUUGUGAAGUUUUUGCUACGUAUAAAUAAAAUGAUCAUCUUUGAGUAUUAUGGAGUUAUAGGAAACAAUGAAAAGUCAUUUUUCUCUACACAAAUAAAAGUAUUUGGGGACCAAA
Myotis daubentonii (Daubenton's bat) is the source of this 2002-nucleotide messenger RNA. RefSeq names its product ALG6 alpha-1,3-glucosyltransferase (gene ALG6). Gene Ontology annotation, molecular function: dolichyl pyrophosphate Man9GlcNAc2 alpha-1,3-glucosyltransferase activity. Gene Ontology annotation, biological process: dolichol-linked oligosaccharide biosynthetic process; protein N-linked glycosylation. The record is from RefSeq and is a predicted model, not a curated record. Gene Ontology annotation, cellular component: endoplasmic reticulum membrane. Lineage: Eukaryota; Metazoa; Chordata; Mammalia; Chiroptera; Vespertilionidae.